Haliaeetus leucocephalus (bald eagle) is the source of this 3463-nucleotide messenger RNA. It is a transcript of the gene USE1, whose product is annotated as unconventional SNARE in the ER 1 homolog (S. cerevisiae). Lineage: Eukaryota; Metazoa; Chordata; Aves; Accipitriformes; Accipitridae. Gene Ontology annotation, cellular component: endoplasmic reticulum; SNARE complex. Gene Ontology annotation, biological process: retrograde vesicle-mediated transport, Golgi to endoplasmic reticulum. Gene Ontology annotation, molecular function: SNAP receptor activity. The coding region runs from base 43 to 822 and encodes 259 amino acids. The transcript is spliced from 8 exons. The record is from RefSeq and is a predicted model, not a curated record.
CGGAAGUGUCCCUGAGGCAGCUUCCGGAGGCGACCGUCCGCCAUGGCCGCGACGCGGCUGGAGCUGAACCUGAUGCGGCUCUUGAGCCGGUGCGAGGCGCUGGCGGCGGAGCGGCGGGACCCCGAGGAGUGGCGGCUGGAGAAGUAUGUGGCCGCUCUUGAAGACAUGCUCCGAGAGCUGAAGAAGCAGUCCAGCAAGCCAGCCCCAGAACUGCUGAAUGAAUACUCUCGUAAAGUGGACUUCCUAAAAGGACUUUUAGAAGCUGAAAAAUUGUCUUCAUCAACUGAAAAGGCUCUGGCAAAUCAGUUCUUGGCCCCAGGACGUACCCCUACAACAACCAAAGAGAGAACCCCAGCUACUAAAACAGUCCAUCUGCAGACAAAGGCUCGUUGCACAGGCAAGAUGAGGAGUGAGCUGCUUGGUACAGACCCCUUGGCUAUCGAUGAUUCUGAGGAGUUAAACAUAAGGAAGCGGAAAGGCCUUACAUCUGAUGAGAAGCAGUCAGCAGUUGAGCUGGAUGCUGUGUUACAGCAUCAUCAGGAUAUGCAGGAGAAGUUAGCUGAAGAAAUGCUAAGUUUGGCUCGCAGUCUCAAAAACAACACUCUGGCUGCGCAGAAUGUGAUAAAACAAGAUAACCAGACACUAUCGCAUUCUCUCAGGAUGGCAGACCAGAACUUUGAGAAGCUCAAGGAUGAAUCUGACCGCCUUGAACAGCACGCAAAGAAAUCGGUCAACUGGCUAUUAUGGAUAAUGUUAAUUGUCGUUUGUUUUAUAUUCAUCAGCAUGAUUCUCUUUAUCAGGAUUUUCCCCAAACUAAAAUGACUUUCUUUUUUUUCCCCUCCAAAACUGCCAGAAGUGCAGUUGGAAAGCUCAGCUGGUAUGAUAACUGUCAGCAAUCAACUUUGCCACCUGUCAUGUCCUUAAAGAGGCCGUCCAAGGGCUACCCUUCCAUCUCUUGUGCAAUCACUGGAUUCAGUGAAGGGUUUCAUGGGGAAGGCUUUCUACACGUGGAUACUCAGUUACUUUUUUUACUUAGUGAAUAUUGUUGUCUAUUGAGGAGACAACUGGGAUAAAGGUGGCAACUUACACUGAGCUGGUAGCAAGUUCUUUAGUGGAUAGACACAGUCCUCUGGCAAAUGUUACGACUCCUAAAAGGUGUUUACUCAAUAGGAAUAUAAGGAACAGUCUUGAAGUCUUACCAUUUUUCCUGUCUUUUCAGCUUUACUGUACUGAACUAGCACCUUGCUGCCCACAGGAUAUUUAAUUACAAAGUUACAUACGUACACAGCUGUAGGGCAUAGGAAGAGAAUGCUGCCACUGAGUUGCUUGCCUGGCUCAGAUUCAGAGAGUGUCGACAGGUAAAACUAUUCUCAGGCUCACCUUUUUCCCAGAUGGGUAUUUGGGACUUUGAACUUCGCAGUCGUCUUUGGUUUAGACUUACUAUAGAAGGGCUGAAGUUGCUUGCUGUUGCAAUGUUCGCUUCCCUUUUUGUAUGCACAAAUGUUCUCACUUAUUCAUUGUCUGUUAUGUUGAUGUUGUUGCAUCCAGAAAACACUGUGACCCUGGCACCAUGGAAUUGUACACACAGUACUCUCUGGUGUAGACCUCACCUGUACAAACGUUUUUUCACUGUAAGAUGAGGGCAAAGGAAGCUGGUGUCUUCAAGACAGAAAUAAUAAUUAAAAAAAAAAAAAAGUCAGCCUUUACUUUUUGAGACAAAUUAUUGUGGUCAAAAGUGUUUGUGUCAAACUUGCAUUCUGGUCAACAGUGUUCGUGUCAAACUCGUAUUCUUAAGAGGUCACUACAUUGAAGCAGAGAUAAAAUAAACUAGAAUGAACGCUUUUUAAACACUACUGCUAGAAAAGUUUAGAGCCUGCAGUAAAGUUAAGUUUGUUGUGACAAUGUUAAGAGCCACUUUUAGGUGCUUGUGAUAAGCUAAAAGCAAACCAUUCUGCAUCUGUGCUGUCGUUUCUGGAGUCUUACUCUGAAAAUGCUGGUGUUUAGGUGUGUAGUUUCACGUUGAGGAAGUGAGGAGCUGUGGAUGACCCCCGGGUGCUCUUUUGCUAUUUCUAUUUCUGUUUUGAACCACUAGAUGGGGUGUUUUAGGCCCGUCUGUUUGGUGAUCUCCACAGCAGCCCUGGGUGAGAGGAAGGUGUGGGGAAGAGCUGUUUGUCUCAACAGUUGAGUUCUUAUGAAAACCCGACUGCUUCUUUGAAUGCAUCCCAAAGUAGCAGGCUCUGUUUCAGAAUUGUUUUCUGUUCUUUACAAAAACAGCCGUGUUAAUGAAGACAGUUAAGAUUUUUCGCAUAAAGUGUUUUUGGUCAUUUAACAGGAUGUUUGCAAUGUAGUAUACCAUUACUUAUGGAUUAUCAAAUGAGCGUUCAGACUAUGAAGUACAGCUUUUUCUUCUAGCAACUCAUCUAUGUGAUAUGCUCAUUCUCUUUGAGCAAACUUGUUACUUACCUUGAACUUUAUAGAAAUUUACAAUUGUAGCAAUCCAUUUAUGGACAUUUGUACUUUUCCCAGAAGUUUUUCUUUAACUGUAAUGUCUGACAUUUCACUGUGCUCCAUUAGUGAAUGCUGUGUCACCAAAUUAUUUUUUAAUUCAAAUUGUUUACUACUUGCCCUGCAGGCGUUUCAGUGCUGAGUUCUUCUCUUAGAGCAGAGGUUGAAUGUAGUGCUGGCAUGCUUUUUGUGUGUGAGAUAUUGGAAUGAUACAACACUAAUUCUUCAUCAUCUAUAACAUUUUCCCCUUUAUUACUUGAAAAAAAUUUAUUUUUUUUUUCCAGCUUGCAAAAGACUUGGUGCAUCAUUGCAGACAAGUUUAAAGCUGAAUUGUGCUAUCAGCCAUGUGUUGCCUAUACCUUUUUGGCACUUAUAAAUUAAGUUCAAUUGGAAAGACCUGAAAGGGAACUGCUAGUGAUAGCUUGCCCCCAAGAAAACAUCCACCCCUCUAAGUCAACAACAAUCCCUUUUCAAAGAAGCCUACUAGGAAAUCAGUUCAGAAACACAUGCUAUUUCACUUUUGACUGUUAAUGUUUCAUGAGUGUUUGUUAUUUUGAAGGAUGAACUGCUGAAGCUGAGACUGAAUCCUGUAACUGCUAACACCUUUUGUGAUACCUCACAUGGCUGUUAAGCAUAGUGCCUCCAGCGCUGCACUGAGCUUCUGGUUACCUCUGACCCGGUGGAAGAAUGUUACCUUCUGCCCUGGCAAACCAAACGGAUUAAUUGCCUCAGUGGCCAGCAAUCUCCCUGCACACAAUGGCUGUUUUGUCAAUUGGCAGUUGCAGUCUUUGCUUUUCUUGAGUUCAUUUAGUAAUUACAGUCAUUCAAAAACACUUUGAAGAUCAGUGCCAGUAGUAUUUAGAAUAAACAAUUGCUGAAGGCUUUGUGACAUUUCAUCGAUGGAGUGACAGUUUUUAUUUUUGACUGAUGUAUGGGUGGUGGUGGUUGUACGAUCUGC